Messenger RNA from Cloeon dipterum, 702 nucleotides. RefSeq lists its product as uncharacterized. The transcript has a single exon. Lineage: Eukaryota; Metazoa; Arthropoda; Insecta; Ephemeroptera; Baetidae. The record is from RefSeq and is a predicted model, not a curated record. Bases 1 to 702 code for a protein of 233 amino acids.
AUGGGCAUAGCUAGGUCGAGAUUCACAGAGGCGGACGUGAAGAUGUCCCCCUGCAGUGAUGGAUGCCUUAAUGAACCUACUAGGAUUCAAACUAAGAUUAGUUUCACACAUCCAUCCGAUAUUUUCGACGACAGCAUUGAAUCCAGUGAAUCCAGAUUUGAAGAGUCAGCGGGGGAGGAGAUGUUCAACGAGGAUAACUCUGACGACUGGACGACUGAAUCGGACACCGAAGAAUCAACGUGGGAGGAAACGUCCAACGAGGAUAGCUCUGACGACUGGAACUCCUUGAACUGCCUAACCUUGAAGUUAAAAUGCAUACAUUUCCAUCCGAUAGCUAGCUCCGACGACAGCAGCAGUGAAUCCAGUGCAUCCAGUGAAUCCGGAUUUGAAGGGUCAGCGGGAGAGGAAAUGUCCAACGAGGAUAGCUCUGACGACUGUACGACUGAAUCGGAAACCGGAGAAUCAAAGUGGGAGGCGAUGUCCAGCUUUGACGGAAUGAGGAGCCCAACGUGUCUGGCGAGAAGAGUCACAAAUAGGGACUGGUUGAUGUCCUACCUCAUCAGAAACUCCUUGAACAUGCUAACGGUAAAGUUACGUUGCAUACAUUACUAUCAGAUAGCUAGCUCCGACGACAGCAGCAGUGAAACCAGUGAAUCCGGAUUUGCAGAGUCAGUGGGGGAUGAGGAUAGUUCAGACGACUGA